Molecule: messenger RNA, 3085 nt
Organism: Galendromus occidentalis (western predatory mite)
Lineage: Eukaryota; Metazoa; Arthropoda; Arachnida; Mesostigmata; Phytoseiidae
Product: protein croquemort
Exons: 10
Coding region: 572-2095 (507 amino acids)
Cellular component (GO): cytoplasm; membrane
Molecular function (GO): scavenger receptor activity
Source: RefSeq, a predicted model, not a curated record
UGCUGCCAGAGCGGAAGAUCCACUCGAGAAGUAGAUAGCGCACUUGAUGCGUCUGCGAACGUCUUCAAGAGAAGAGUGCCGCAAACGGAGUAGUACCUGGACAACAUCGUUGUCGACCACCGAAACCGCUCGUGCCUCAACGCAAUCCGGUAUCGCCAGUGGUGGCGAGAGCGGCAAUUGCGGCAGCAAGCGACAUCCUUGUCAAUCGAGUCGGUCCCCUCAGCUACCGAUGACAGCAGUGCGAAAGAGAGCUGUGUUCUUGGCUUGGCAAUAUUGUUCUAGCCCCUAGCCGGUUACUCAGACCUUCGAACAGUCCUUCACCGACUGAGUUGGUGAGUCUGUCCCUCGACGAACUGUCCGUUCGAUUAGUCACUCUGGAUCACUCAGGUGAUCGGGUUAUCGGUUGCUUUUCUGCUCGGCUGGUCGAUCGAUCGCUUCGCUGCCUGAUUUGAAAGUCAACAGCUCGAUGAUCGAGUUCCUCCGGACAAGCAUGGAGUGAUAUGUCAACAGUGGGAGAAACUUGCUCGCGCAGCUGUGGAUCCUCAUCGGUGAAUUGUGAUCAAGCCUCACCAUGGUCGAAGCGGGAUCGCCUCCACCAGAUCGACAGAGAUGCACCCCGUUGACUAAAAUCGUCGUCUCCGUGUGCGCGGGUCUGUUGAUGUGCAUUAUAGGAUUGGUGUCGUAUGCAACGUUCCCGCCAAUCCUGGAACAACAAGUCAAAGCUAAUCUUAUCAUCGAUCCCGCCAAUGAAAUCUACGAGAGUUGGGAGGCGGCUCCGAUUCCAAUCUAUGUGAAAAUGUACCUUUACAAUUAUACGAACCACGAGCAUAUAUUGAAGGAUGGCGUCAAACCGAUCCUGGAGCAGCUCGGCCCGUAUGUCUACAGGGAAUAUCGAAAAAAAGAAGACGUGAGCUUCAACGACAAUGGAACUGUCACAUAUCGCCAAGUUGUUUCGUACGAGUUUCUCCCGAACUUGACGAAAGGAGAUCUCGAUGACGAAGUCAUCACACUGAAUGUGCCUAUAAUCGGAGCUGCCUUCAGAAAUAGAUUGAACCGAGCCGACGAGAGACAAGUCAUGGCUGACGGACUUCAAGAAAUGUUCGCUAAAUACAACCAGACGGUCUUCAUGAAACGCAAGGUCAGGGAGCUUCUCUUCGAGGGCUAUCAAGACGAAAUGAUGAGCUUCGCGAAAACUUUGAACUGGUCCCACACGGAUAGGUUUGCCUAUCAGAUCGAUCGAAACAACAGCAACGACGGCCUUUACACUGUUUUCACGGGAUCGAAAGGAAUGCACAACUACGGCUCGAUUGAUAAUUGGCAAGGACAACAAAAGGCAGCUGGCUUCAAAACACCAUGCAACGCCAUCAACGGAACGACUGGGGAAAUGUGGCCGCCUUACAGUAUCAGUGCGGACAAACAAUUGACGUUUUUCGUUUCGCAUCUGUGUAGAUCGCUCAGUCUGAAGUUCAAGAGAGACGAGACCGUCAAAGGCAUCAAGGUUCUGCGCUACCACAUCGACGACAAGCUUUUCGAUUACGAUGUCGAGGAGAACAAGUGUUUCUGCCGGAAGACUAAAAGAGAAUAUCUCUGCCCACCUAAUGGUGCUCUGGACAUCAAUCGGUGUCAGCGAGAUGCGCCUCUCGUAGUGUCUCUACCCCACUUCCUUCACUCGAACCCAUCAUUGAUCUCAGCUGUGGAAGGUCUGAGACCAGAAGAAGAUUUGCAUGAAUUCUUCAUGGAUGUGGAACCGGUUAUGGGGAUCCCGGUUCGGGUGUCCGCCAGAAUGCAAAUGAAUGUCGUUGUCGACAAAUUUGAGCAUUUCCGAAUGUUCGAAAAAUUCAAUCUACAGUAUUUGCCCACAUUCUGGCUGGAGACUUCCGCAACUGUUAACGACGAUAUGGCAUUCAAAAUACGACUCGUGACGGAAGACCUCGCCAGUUACGUGACGUUUGCUGCUUCGCUGUGGAUAUUCUUGGGUCUUUUCGCUAUCAUGUGCGCGCUGGCAUUCCUUGUGUCACACGCUCGAAAAAAGAGAAAAGAGAGGCCUUCGUCGAAGAAGUACACUGCCGUGAAAUUAAUCCGCGCUGGACGGUGAAUCCUUCCUCAUUCCGUCGACGUAGCCUGAAACUGUGUUUUCCCUCCGGGGACCUAGCAUGCAUUUCGGAAUUGGUUACGCUUCCUGAUUUCACUUGCUCAAAGUAUACCAAGAUAUUCCCUCCACUGGUGACUGAAAUGCAUUUUACUGAAAACUUGAAGGAUUCAGCGCUCAAACGGGUUGUGGAUCGGAAUCCUCGAUUAAGUAGACUGAAAUUUUCGCAUAGAGUUUAUAGUUCCGGAUUGGAAACCUCCCCCGUCCAGGUUCGGAGACAGUCUAGUUCUUGUCCAGCCAUUUGUACCUGCCGAGUCUCGAUACGUUAUACACACUCAGUACUCACCGUUUUUGUCUGGAACAAGGGUGAGACGAGCGUUUCGUCGCCAUAAUCGCGGCCGUCGCAGGCGAGGUCAGUACAAUCAAUUUUAUAUAUGUGGAAGAGGGAGACGGGGUCAUUCUGAGAAAGAUCUCGCACCCGGACACUCAACAGUAUAUUUUGCAUGCUCAGGAGAAAUUAAUUUCAUCGACUGUUUUCAACGUUUGCAUACCCGGUUGCAAUUCCGACCGGCGUCCCUAAGUUUUCGCAUCUCGGUGUUCCCGAUCGGGCCGCGUUUUUAUAAUAGAUCCGGGAUCCAAGAAAGGAGUCGGAAGUCUCGCAGGCCUAGCCCUGUCUAAAGCUUCUGAGUGGGCAAGAUCUGUGGAGCUAUGCAGCAUCGCGUAUUGCAAAUCCCGGGAACACAUACUCUUAAGUAGGAAAUCGGAAGAGGGUUUGGAGCGGAUUACGACAGGGCAGAGCUUAUAUAUUUCUGAUGUUGACACAGUUGUGAUCUGCAUACAUAGAUGGAUAUGAAUUCAGGGAGACCAUCAGAAAACUCACACUCGAUGGAAAGUGAGCUUUUAUCGCUGGUGUUAUAUAAGAGAACUUUGCACAAAAGCAUGGACGAUAUCCGAAAGACUCAGUCAGACAGAUUUGUUUUGAAAUAAAACAUGUUC